AAAAGCUAUUCAAGCUAAACCAACACUACUGAUCUGAACGGUGUUCGGUGAACGAAUCCAUUCACUUCAUUCAUAAAUAAAACUUAGUACAUUCGUUCAACUUGGAUAGUUAGAAGUGUGGUUUUGAUCGAAAUUUAUUCAUGUACCCCGAACAAACUUGUUCUUCAUAUUUUGCUGCAAGCAUUCUGAAUAAUUAGCAUAGGAGUGAAAUUUCUUCACUGCCUUUAUUUGAAAGAAAAAAAAAUUCAUAAUUACAUUCCCAAUCAAGUUUAUUUAUAACUUAUUCGGUCAAAUUAAACUGUUCUCUUACUAUACGCCCACGAACAAUGGAUGAAAAAAAAAUUAAUUCACACUUGUUGUGCAUCUCGAAUCCCCAGCACGCCUUGUCUACGAGCUUCGCUGAGAAAAACAUAACACAAUUUCAGUAUGCUCUUGAAUGUGGAGCUGAUCCGAACGUGCAUGAAGGAACAAGUGGAUUGUCGGUAUUCGAAUACGUUUGUCAAACUCCUGGGUCCAGUUUAUUUAUGAAAGAGUGCUUGAAUAAUGGCGCAUUGAUUGAUUCCAGGAAUGUUACUGGCAAACAUCCGUUGCAUUUCGCGAUCUCGUCAUUUGACCCUGAGAAUCUUCGCACAUUAUUAGAUCACGACAAGUUUAAUGUAGAUGUCACGUAUCAAGAUCAAACUGCUUUACAUAUUCUGUUGGAUAGAAUAGAUGACCUAAACUGGAAAAAAAUAUUCUCGUGCGUAAAGUUGCUGUUACAAGCCGGAGCGAACAUCAAUAUUCCAAACGAAGAUAAUAGGAGCGCUCUCGGGGUGUUUGCGAAAAAUUCAAAAAAUUGGACACAGAAAAAUGAGUAUUGGAGGAAAGAUGUGUUGGAAUACUGUCUGAAUAAUACAGAAGUGGAUGUUGAUUCUUUUCGUAAAGGCGAAUUGAGAAAAAAGAUAAACGAUUUUUUUCCUGAUACAAUUAUUCCGCAUCGCAUCAUGAAAAAUAAUCUAAGCACAUUGUUAGCUUUGAUAAAGAGUCAGAAUGAAACAAAGUUCAACUCUGCUUAUGAGCAGUACUCAGGAAUUCAAAAAGAUGAAGCCGGCUGGCAACAUGAAUGGAAAGAACUUUUGAAAAAUUCAGUGCAGUCUGGGAGGUUGAAUUUCGUGAAAAAAGUAUUGGAAUAUGAUCAAAUCUUCAAAAAUUAUGAAGACUUAUCAGAACUUUUAAGCACAUGCUGCAGUUUUGGAUUUUACGAUAUUUUAUCGUUCUUGCUGUCAAAAAUAGAAAAUAUUGAAAGUAACAUAAAACAAAUAAACAAGGCACCAUUAUUAUGCCUAGCAAUCAAGGAAAUAAAUACUCUUAAAGAAAAAAGCAAAUGCCCUUUUUUCAAAUGUUUAGAAAUAUUGUUGAGCGAUGGUCGCAUCGAUAUUGAUAAAACCGAUGAUAAAGGAUGUAGUGCCCUACAUUAUGCAGUUAAAUAUAAAGUGGAUGCAGCCGUGGAUAUAUUGCUGCAAUAUAAAGCUUACAUAGGAUCCCAGAAUAUGUUUUCAGAAUUACCUAUUUGCGAAAUGAGUACGGAACUGUUGGAAAAAUACCUCGAUUCUUGCAUCACUGCGAACGAUAAAAGACCCGGUGACGAUGAUUACGAGAUAACAAUAGACUUUUCCUGUUUGGUACCACCGAUGUAUAAAAAAAACUACAGCUCAACGAAUGAACAAGUGACUUCAAAAUGUCCAGAUGAAAUGCUACCAAUCGUCUACAUGGCAAAUUCUACAGAUAUGAAACAUCUUCUGAAGCAUCCAGUUAUUUCAAGUUUUGUACUCAUCAAAUGGUUGAAGUUAAGCCUCUAUUUUUAUAUCAAUUUGCUUAUUUGUACAAUAUUUUUCAUAUCAUUUACUUGGUACGUUGUGGGAUGCUACGGACAAGAAGACGUUAAUAUUUGGCUUAAGAAUAUCGUUCAUUCGAUUUCAUUUAUCGGUGUCACAUAUAUGGCUUUGCGAGAAGUUGGUCAAAUGAUUCUUCACACGAAAACAUAUUUCACCUCUGUUGAAAAUUGGAUGGAAAUAAUGUUAAUUUUAUGUUCAUACACGGUGCUUUCUAGAGAGUUUAGCAACGAAAUUCGAUUAUUCAUUUCGGCAUUCGUGAUCCUAUUAUCAGCUGUAGAGUUUACAUUAUUGGUAGGCACUUUACCAGUUUUGUCGAUCUCAACGCACAUGGUUAUGCUGAAAACCGUUUCCAAAAGUUUUCUAAAAAGUCUAGUAUUAUACUCGAUUAUUCUCGUGUCAUUUGCCUUUUGCUUCUAUACAUUAUUCAAUGUGGACAACAUUAAGCUUAGAAAUGAUGACGAUAAUCCUACAAAUCCCGAAGAAGAAUUCAAUACUUUUGGAAAUAUAAGGACCGCGCUAUUAAAAACAGCUGUAAUGUUAACUGGUGAAUUUGAAGCAGCUAAUAUAAAUUUUCGAGCAAACAGCGUUAGUUAUGUGAUAUUUGUGUUGUUCUUAUUUUUUGGAGCAAUUGUUAUUUUCAACCUAAUGAAUGGUUUGGCCGUCAGUGAUACAACGGCUAUCAAAGCUGAAGCAGAGCUUAUAGGAUUAUCCCAAAAAGUUGAUGUGAUUGCAAAGUAUGAACAAGCUUUAUCGACAUCAAAAUCGGACGGUGCUAUAAUACGAGGAAUAUUUUCGAUUUUUCCUAGUACGUUUUUAAAACUAUUCCCUAAAUAUAUUCCACAAUUUUUUAUAACUGUGAUGCCCAACCAAUCGAAUGCAAUUUUAAUACCUCAAAAACAACGAUGUGUGGAUGGCGAUACCACAGUCGAUGUCGAAAGCCAUAUAGAAUUAUUGCCCGUCGGAAGUAAAUUCUAUGAUAAAGUUAAAAUAACUGUUGGGUGUUGUGUUCUACCAGCAUUUUCUAGAAUGGAUACAAAAAUCAUGAAGUACGCCAGAGAAAUACUGCAUUCUCGAAAUAAACGAUCCCAUGUCGUAAGCCAAGUAGAACCUUUGGAAGAUAGAUUAUCCAGAAUGGAGAGCAACAUUGAAAAGAUAUUACAAUGCCUGCAAGAAUUAAAAUAGAUUUGACAACAUUA
Messenger RNA from Uranotaenia lowii, 3070 nucleotides. RefSeq names its product transient receptor potential cation channel protein painless (gene pain). Gene Ontology annotation, biological process: monoatomic ion transport; transmembrane transport. The transcript has 7 exons. The record is from RefSeq and is a predicted model, not a curated record. Gene Ontology annotation, molecular function: monoatomic ion channel activity; protein binding. Lineage: Eukaryota; Metazoa; Arthropoda; Insecta; Diptera; Culicidae. Bases 327 to 3056 code for a protein of 909 amino acids. Gene Ontology annotation, cellular component: membrane.